CCGGAGGGAGCCGAGCUGGAGAACAUAACAGAACCGGACGAGAGUGGGAGGGACCGGACGAACGUUACCGAGGAGUCCGGUCCCGGGGGAAAUGAUCGGGGCUCGGAGGGAGGCAGCUGGAUAAAGUCAGCUUCCUGACAGAUACAAGCCACCUUGUUUGGGAGCGUCACGAUGACGGAGCAUGGCAUAAAAUGGGGUUGUGAAUAUUGUACGUACGAAAACUGGCCGUCCGCUAUCAAGUGUACCAUGUGUCGGGCUCCGAGACCCAGUGGCGCCAUUAUCACAGAGGAGCCGUUUAAAAACAGCACCCCUGACGUAGGUUCUAUGGAAAGAGAUAUUGGGAGCCCUUUAAUAUGUCCCGAUUCGAGUGCAAGGCCACGUGUUAAAUCUUCCUAUAGUAUGGAACCUAGCAGCAAGUGGUCAUGCCAAAUAUGCACCUAUCUGAACUGGCCUAGAGCCAUUCGAUGCACGCAGUGUUUGUCCCAACGCAGGACCCGUAGCCCUACGGAAUCCCCCCAAUCGUCUGGCUCCGGCCUGCGAUCCAUCCCCAGCCCCAUUGAUCCGUGCGAGGAAUACAACGAUCGCAAUAAACUGAACAUUAAAGGUCAGCACUGGACUUGUUCUGCUUGCACUUACGAAAACUGUGCCAAAGCAAAGAAAUGUGUUGUGUGCGACCACCCCACCCCCAACAAUAUGGAUGCCAUAGAGCUGGCUAAUACCGACGAGGCUUCCUCCAUUAUUAAUGAGCAAGACCGUGCUCGAUGGAGGGGGGGUUGCAGCAGCAGUAACAGCCAAAGACGCUCGCCACCCACAUCCAAGCGGGAUUCUGACAUGGAUUUCCAAAGGAUUGAGCUGGCUGGGGCUGUGGGCAGCAAAGAGGAAUUUGAACUGGACCUCAAAAAGUUAAAGCAAAUAAAGAACAGAAUGAGAAAGACAGACUGGCUAUUUCUGAAUGCGUGUGUGGGGAUUGUAGAGGGGGAUCUGUCGGCAGUGGAGUCAUACAAGACGUCAGGCGGAGACAUUGCACGGCAAUUAUCUGCUGAUGAAGUCCGUCUCUUGAAUCGUCCUUCUGCCUUUGAUGUGGGUUAUACCCUGGUGCAUCUGUCUAUUCGCUUCCAGAGACAAGACAUGUUGGCAAUACUCCUUACUGAGGUUUCUCAGCAUGCAGCCAAGUGCAUCCCGGCCAUGGUGUGUCCAGAGCUCACUGAGCAGAUCAGGAGGGAGAUCGCUGCUUCUGUGCACCAACGAAAGGGGGACUUUGCCUGUUACUUCUUGACAGACCUGGUAACAUUCACAUUGCCUGCAGAUAUUGAAGAUUUGCCUCCCACAGUUCAGGAGAAGUUGUUUGAUGAAGUUCUGGAUCGGGAUGUGCAGAAAGAAUUGGAGGAGGAAUCUCCUAUAAUAAACUGGUCGCUGGAGUUGGGGACUCGCCUAGACAGCAGACUUUAUGCACUUUGGAAUCGUACUGCGGGCGACUGCCUGCUGGACUCAGUACUACAAGCUACAUGGGGCAUUUAUGAUAAAGACUCUGUGCUAAGGAAAGCUUUGCAUGACAGCCUUCAUGAUUGCUCUCACUGGUUUUACAGUCGCUGGAAGGAAUGGGAGUCCUGGUAUUCCCAGAGCUUUGGGUUACACUUCUCUCUGAGAGAGGAACAGUGGCAGGAAGACUGGGCUUUCAUUCUGUCACUCGCCAGCCAGCCUGGAGCAAGCUUGGAACAAACGCACAUCUUUGUCCUUGCGCACAUUCUCCGUAGACCAAUCAUAGUUUAUGGAGUGAAAUAUUACAAAAGCUUCCGUGGGGAAACAUUGGGAUACACUCGCUUUCAAGGUGUGUACUUACCACUAUUGUGGGAACAGAGUUUUUGCUGGAAAAGCCCCAUCGCCUUGGGCUACACUAGGGGUCACUUCUCUGCCUUGGUGGCCAUGGAGAAUGAUGGCUUUGACAAUCGGGGGGCUGGUGCAAACUUAAACACAGACGACGAUAUUACGGUUACCUUCCUGCCUCUGGUAGAUAGCGAGCGGAAGCUGCUGCACAUCCAUUUCCUAUCAGCCCAAGAGCUUGGCAAUGAGGACCAGCAGGAGAAGCUCCUACGUGAAUGGAUGGACUGUUGUGUUACAGAGGGGGGUGUCUUGGUAGCCAUGCAGAAGAGCUCCCGGCGUCGCAACCAUCCUCUGGUGACCCAGAUGGUGGAAAAAUGGCUGGAUGGCUAUCGUCAGAUACGUCCAUGUACAGCACUGUCAGACGGAGAGGAAGACGAGGAUGAUGAGGAUGAGUGAGGGAAGACUUGGAGUACUCGGCAUACACACACAAUGUGCUCUGUCACAACUUGGACCUGGGUUCAUGGGACCUUUCCUGAACUGCCUGGGACCUGCUGCUGCUACUAGUGGUGGAUGAGGAUUUGGCCUACCCAGUCCCAGAGGAAGAAGCACCUGUAGCUCCAAAUGAAACAUCCUUUUAUCAUUAAGACUGAACACUUUGUUUUUCUUUUGUUUUGUUUUUUUAUUUUGUUUUCAUCCCCCUCUCCUCCUACUAUGGGUUGUAAAUCUUGGUGUAUAAUGCAUGUGUUCAGCAACAGGGAUGAGAAACAUAUAUGGCAACACCCUAUGUUGAGGCCACUAAAGCUCCGGGCUGGUCACUUCCUGCUUUGUGCCUACUUCCUGAAGACUCCUUUUAUUGCAAAGCUCUAUGUAGUUUCCCCUUCCCCCAAGCAUUUUGUGCAAUCAGACCUUUGUAUUACUUGACAGACCUCAAGCUGUGUAUGUGGCACCAGUUUUGCGGCCGUCAAGCAAUUAUUGAGUCUAGCAAGUUCUCAUUUCCAAUUCACAAUUUUAUUAUUUCCAUUAAAAUCACAUAUUUCUAUAAAGAGUUAAGAGAAAUGGCAGGUGGGAUACUAAGACGAUUUUUGGCUAUGCCCUCCUCAUUUAGUUUGGGCUUCAUUUUCACUUUUCUUUGUUUACACCAGGGAUUCGGCAGCCUGCUACAUGUUGCAGUUCAACAACACCCUCUGCAGCGUUACAAGUUGCUUGGUCUCUGCAUGAUGGAAAACUUUAUAUAUUUAUUUGUUCGGAAACACUUGUCCCCUCAUCUCACUCCUCCUCCUCCUCUGCAGGAAUUAGGCUCUAAAGCGAUUGUGUGCAGUUUUGCCGGCUUGAACUUGAUUGCAAAAAAUGACACAAAUACAUAGUCUUGCUGUGAAUCCACCUCCUGCUGCGGUGAUCCUUGUGUCACUACUCCUUUAUUUCUCUAAUGGAACACGUCUACAUUAACAACAAAACAGUAACACACACGCACCCUGCCUCCAGUUAUAAAGAUAUCCUAUAGAAAUAACUGCAUUCUAAUAAAUCCAAAAUGGUGCAA
Xenopus laevis (African clawed frog) is the source of this 3358-nucleotide messenger RNA. RefSeq names its product zinc finger RANBP2-type containing 1 L homeolog (gene zranb1.L). Lineage: Eukaryota; Metazoa; Chordata; Amphibia; Anura; Pipidae. Gene Ontology annotation, molecular function: cysteine-type deubiquitinase activity; K63-linked polyubiquitin modification-dependent protein binding. Gene Ontology annotation, cellular component: cytoplasm; nucleus. The record is from RefSeq and is marked provisional. Gene Ontology annotation, biological process: cell migration; protein deubiquitination involved in ubiquitin-dependent protein catabolic process; positive regulation of Wnt signaling pathway.